CAUGUUCACUUUAACUCGUGAAAUGGCCCAGGCCAUUAAGGGUAUGCAUAUCCGAAAAGUCACCAAGAACCUGAAGGAUGUCACUUUAAAGAAGCAAUGUGUGCCAUUCCGUCGUUACAAUGGUGGAGUUGGUAGGUGUGUCCAGGCCAAACAGUGGGGCUGCACGCAGGGUGAGUGGUCCAAAAAGAGUGCUGAAUUUUUACUGCACAUGCUCAAAAAUGCAGAGAGUAAUGCUGAACUUAAGGGCUUAGAUGUAGAUUCUCUGGUCAUUGAGCAUAUCCAGGUAGACAAAGCCCCCAAGAUGCGGCGCAGGACUUACAGAGCUCAUGGUCAGAUCAACCUAUACAUGAGCUCUCCCAGCCCCACUGAGAUGAUCCUUACUGAAAAAGAAAAGAUUGUUCGUAAAGCAGAAGAGGAGGUUGCCCAGAAGAAAAAUAUAUCCCAGAAGAAAUUGAAGAAACAAAAACUUAUGGCCCUGGAAUAA
Molecule: messenger RNA, 484 nt
Organism: Physeter macrocephalus (sperm whale)
Lineage: Eukaryota; Metazoa; Chordata; Mammalia; Artiodactyla; Physeteridae
Product: 60S ribosomal protein L17-like
Exons: 1
Coding region: 2-484 (160 amino acids)
Biological process (GO): cytoplasmic translation
Cellular component (GO): ribosome; cytosolic large ribosomal subunit
Molecular function (GO): structural constituent of ribosome
Source: RefSeq, a predicted model, not a curated record